AUGGCUCCAAGCAGCGCAAUGACUCCUCGUCCGGAGUCGGAGUUCACCCACCUGGCCACCCCAGACAAUCUCCAGGACAAGCAUGAGAGUCUCGGUUUUUCUCGCAAGUUCGGGCCCUCGACAUGGACUCGUCAUUACGGUUACCUUGGCAAUGCUGCCCAGUUCGUCAUCUUGGUCUCAAUGUUCUUGUACGCGUACGGCCAGAUCUUCUACUACUCGGACGCAUACACCAAGACGGUGAGUUCGAACAUUGGCACGUGGUAUGGCGUCCCUGCCGGCGGUGGUAGAGACGCUGGAGGCCACUAUGAGAUGAUCCGUCCGACCUUCUUCUUCCUGUUCUGCUUCCUCCCGAUAGUGGCGUCUCUGGUGUUGCUCGAAUUGCUGAAACAUUUCAACGUUCGUCGGAUCACGUCCAACUAUAUCCUCACCUUCACACGCCUACUACGUCGUAAGCCGAGUAUCUUCGAUCGGGUGGCUCCCGUCAGUCUCGGUGAGAUUCUGUUCCUGGUGUUCCUGAUUGGCGGUAACGUGUACGUCUUCCAGUAUUUCUAUGUGCGUCGAGUCGAGAGGAACCGGGAAAGAGAUCGCGAAUUCAACUUUGAAUUAUACCUCGAGAUGGUUGCCCUUACGUUGGGCUUCGUGUGUGUCUACAACAUGGCGUUCCUCUUCCUCCCAGCGACGCGGAACUGCGUGUGGAUGGAGUUCCUCAACAUCUCGUACGCUAACGGCAUCAAGUACCACCGCUGGGUCGGAGUCGUCACGGUCUUGACGGCUCUGUUCCAUUGUCUCGGGUACUACUGGUCGUGGAUCAGACAAGGAGAAUGGAAGGAGAACGCCCUACCCUGCUUUGAUUGUGCGGUGGGCAGUGAAGAGGGACACGAUCCGUGGAUGAAUUUCUUCGGAGAGAUCGCUCUACUGGCCUUCCUGGCCAUCGGACUCACUUCCAUUCCGUGGGUACGACGCAAAAUGUACAACACGUUCUACAACGUCCACCACCUCUUCUUGAUCGGCACCAUCUUCGCAGUGUUGCACUGGAACCCGGUUCUUGCGUGGAUCUUCCCUUCGGUCAUGCUGUACACUGUCAGUCGCGCUAUCUCCAGCUCCAAUGGCUUCACCCCUGUGGCUGUACGUGAGUUCACGACGCUGUCUCAUGACGUGGUCAAGGUGGUUCUGUCUCGCUCUACCACUCGAGCUGGAGACUUUAAGGUCGGUCAGUUCGUGUACCUGAAUGUCCCUACAAUCUCCAAGUUGCAGUGGCACGCCUUCACGAUCGCCUCGUCCCCACGUACAAGUCCCGAUACACUGACGAUUCUACUGAAAUCUCUCGGUGACUGGACGGAGGAUCUCGUCAACUACUCGGAGGACUGCAAGAAGAACAAUGUACUACCGACGAUUUACAUGGACGGCUACUACGGCGCGUCACUCGAGAUGUAUGACGAGUAUUCGACCGUCUGUCUCGUGGGUGGGGGCAUCGGUGUCACGCCUCUCUUCUCCGUCCUAGAAGACAUCGUAGCCAAGCUGCAACAGGGUCAACCGUUGCACCAAAAAGUAUUCUUCGUCUUUACGUUUCGCGAGUUGUCACUACUGGAGGAGAUCCAUCCGUUGCUCAUGCAGGUCAAGGAGCUGGACCCACAGCAGCUCCACUUCAGUCUACACUUCAACCUCACGCGUGCCCCCACCAACGACCAGCUCGAUCAACCAAUCGACCACGAACGCCUUGCUGGAAAUCCUCAUGUGUCAGCCACUUGCUACGACACGAGCGUCACGUCCAAGAUACCGAAACCGUUUACCGAACCGCUACGUUCUCGUACCGGCAAAGUGGCCAUGUACACUGUGGUCUUCUUCUUCACGUUCCUUUUCUGGAUUCUGGUCAGGUACGGCAGCAAGAUCCAGGCCGAGAACGAAAACCUAUGGCCACUGCAGAACUUUAUGGAGAUUGUCCUAGUGAUCUUAGUGGCGAUGCUGGGAGUGUAUACGUUUACCUAUGCGGAGGACAAGAUGAAGACCGAGUCUGCUGGAUAUUUGGGGUCAUUGACUCCUGGUGGGAUGCAACCGUACGCCAGUGACGCCCACACUCUCCGCGACCUCGUUGCUGAGUAUAAAGUGGAGGUUGGCCAUCGUCCCAACAUGAAAGAAAUCAUGCGCAAGGUCUACAUCGGCCACAAACACUUCGUCUCCACGCACCCGGACGCUGGCAAUUCGACGGUGGGCGUCUUCAUCUCCGGACCGGAGACGCUUAAACGCGCUACAGAGAGCGCCAUCUCGGAUAUUGGAGCAAACCACUUCGACGUCCACGAGGAAGAGUUCGAACUCUGA
Molecule: messenger RNA, 2316 nt
Organism: Phytophthora nicotianae INRA-310
Lineage: Eukaryota; Oomycota; Peronosporomycetes; Peronosporales; Peronosporaceae
Exons: 1
Coding region: 1-2316 (771 amino acids)
Cellular component (GO): plasma membrane
Molecular function (GO): oxidoreductase activity
Source: RefSeq, a predicted model, not a curated record